Molecule: messenger RNA, 1477 nt
Organism: Marasmius oreades (fairy-ring Marasmius)
Lineage: Eukaryota; Fungi; Basidiomycota; Agaricomycetes; Agaricales; Marasmiaceae
Exons: 3
Coding region: 516-1259 (247 amino acids)
Source: RefSeq, a predicted model, not a curated record
CUCACCACCGGUAGGCAUCUUCGAUCCAAAAUAUGUUUCUCGCGCCCUUCGAUGCAAUGGUUUUUCAGGUCUGACCGGCGUUUGUGAGUGGCAAACCACACUUGCAGGGUAUCAUCGAUCUAUCGCCGAGCCAGUACCUUCUUCACUUAUAAAAGCCUCCGAAACGUGAGUGCCAUCGCAUCGACUCUUCUUUUACUAGUGUUGAUAACUCGGUGGGUUACUGGACUUUCAGUCUGGAUGAUCAUAUGAAUGCCUUAAACUCCACCCGAAGCAUUCUCGCUACUAAUUCAUUACACAUUUUCAGCCCAGGGCACAUCCGGGAUAAUAUCAAAAAUGUGGUACUGGUUCGACUCAGCAAAAGGGAAAGGACAUCCUUAAUUGAUCUACGGGAGUAAAAUCCAAACUCCACCUCGACUGUAAACCCCAAGACUCUGGUAAACCGUCCGAAAAAUUCUAGUCGUUCAAUGGGAGAAAUUUGGGAGUGCCUUACUUUGCUCAAGCUAUUCGCAGUAUAAAUGGGGCGUACAUGUUUGACUUGUUCUUCAGAGCCUCAACCUCUCUUUUUCCUAUCCUUGUGUGGCACAAUGCAACUGGUGUCUUUACUUCCGCUCAUAUUCGCCUUGGCUACAUUUGCUGCCCCUGCGGAAACCAUCGUCGGUCGUAGCUGCCACGAGGACCUCUCCAUACAUGAUCUUGGAGGUCUUCCUGCUCCAAAAAACCCUGUCUCCUUCGUCUUACUCGGCGUUGGAACACAGAACUACACGUGCUCCAGCACUGGUACCUAUGCCUCUGCUGGCGCUGUCGCGAGACUUUUCGACGUCUCGUGCAUUUCCAACACUGAUCUUUUCCCCAGACUUACCAAACUAGCGUACGACAUCUGGACCACUGAAGUGCAGGCAUCCGCUUCCUCUGUGGCUGAGAUCUCUAGCCUCUUGGAGAACGUCGGUGUCAUCUUUGGGGAUCAUUACUUUGUUACCAGCCCGACCGGUACUGGUAUAACUCCUAAAUGGGACGCGACGUCAGGAGCUUUCAAAGGGAAUCCAAAUGCCUACAUGCUUGGAGCUAAAGCUGCAGGUGUAUCUGCCCCAACAGGCAGCUUCGAUAUCGAUUGGUUAUACUUGACGAACUUAGGUGGUUCGGUAGGUGGAAAGCUCGCAGAUGGGAUCUAUCGAACCAGUACCAACGGUGGUCAACCCCCGGCUUCGUGUACCCCUGGGGAGUCUACCACUGUGAAAUACACUGCAUUUUAUUGUGCGUAAUAUUCUUGGCUUCCGCCCCCCCCCCUUCAAAUUUCCCUUCUGCACGACAAGGAUUAAACUAAAUCAAACCUUUCCUUGUUAUGCAGACCUUACUGGUUGAAGCGUGUAGAAAUGAUUGGAUGUUUUUUGCGAUAUACUACGCGGUCUUAGGUAUCAAUCAUCCGCUGUGUCUGUAUCUAUUUACCGAUCAUACUACUAUGCCGCGUACCGUUCCUCAG